AUGGACAUUCCGAACGCAUUCAUUCAGACCUUGAUGCCAGAUUUAAGUGAUGGAGAAGAUCGGGUGAUCAUGAAGGUAACUGGACUGGUGGUCCAAUAUACAAUUGAUUUGGACCCGACCUAUCGCGAUUAUGUUGUUUAUGAGAAUGGCAAGAGAGUGAUCUAUGUUGUGAUCCUUCGUGCCAUAUAUGGGAUGUUGCAGGCUUUGUUGCUGUGGUAUCGAAAUCUGAGAGCUUCUCUAGAGGAGUUUGGCUUUGUUUUUAAUCGAUAUGAUCCCUGCAUUGCCAACAGAAUGGUUAAUGGCAAACAAUUGACAAUCAGGUUCCAUGUUGAUGACGUUUUGGCGAGUCACAUGGAACAACAAGUACUUGAAGAUUUUUUCACAUGGGUGAAUGAAAAAUAUGGUGGCUUAAAAGAGGUAACAUGUACUAGAGGUAAAGUUCAUACUUAUUUGGGCAUGGCAUUGGAUUUUUUGAAAAAAGGAAAAAUGAAAAUUUGCACGGAUGAUUAUGUGAAUUGCAUGCUGAAUCAAGUCGAAUUGGGCAACAUUACUAUUGAACACAUGCCAACUGAUGAAAUGUGGGCAGAUUACAUGACAAAACCUUCACAGGGUAAAAAGUUUCGCAAAUUCUGGGCUGUAAUUCAAGGUGACCAGGAUUAG
Messenger RNA from Cylindrotheca closterium, 660 nucleotides. The record is from the annotation of a GenBank genome assembly. NCBI's taxonomy places the organism in Eukaryota, Bacillariophyta, Bacillariophyceae, Bacillariales, Bacillariaceae.